GCUAAAACUACCAAUGGCGAAGAAAACUUAGGGGACAAUUAUGCUAGCAAUACUAGAGUUGAAGAAUCUAUGAGUUCAAGAUUACAUUCGAAAGGUUCAUCAUUAUCAGUUCACAACGAAUCAGUACAUGCAAGAGACCAUUUCUCAUGGUUUUCCUAG
Dentiscutata erythropus is the source of this 159-nucleotide messenger RNA. The record is from the annotation of a GenBank genome assembly. Lineage: Eukaryota; Fungi; Glomeromycota; Glomeromycetes; Diversisporales; Gigasporaceae.